CGCCGCCUGCGUGCGCGCGCCCGGCGGCUGUCCGGUUCUUAUAGCGCCGCGGGCGGCGGUUGCGUGGGGACGGCGGGACGGCGGGACGGUGGGACAUGGCGGCUGUGCGGCUCAUGCUGGGGCUUGUGCUGCUGAGCGCUCAGGGCGGCUUCGGGGCAGGGAGCACGAUCUGGACUUCCAUCGAUGAUGAUGGCUCCAGAACCCGCCUCACAUGCGCCUUGAAUCACAGCGCCACCGAGAUCGUGGGCCACCGCUGGGUGAAGGGGGGCAAGGUGCUGAAGGAGGACGCGCUGCCCGGCCUGAGGACGGAGUAUGACGUGGACUCGGACGACCGCUCGGGCCAGUACUCCUGCAUCUUCCUUCCAGAACAUGCGGGCCGCACCGACCUGCAAGUGAAGGGGCCCCCCAGCGUCAAGGCGGUGAAGAAGUCGGAGCACGCCACCGAGGGGGAGACUGUGGUGCUGGCCUGCAAGUCAGACUCCUUCCCGCCCGUCGCAAACUGGCAGUGGUCCAAGAUGACCGACUCUGGGGACCAGGCCAUCACUAACAGCUCCCAGCACAAGUUCUUCGUGGUCUCCUCGGAGACCAGGACGGAGCUGCAUAUCCCAGACCUGGACCUGAGCUCAGACCCCGGCAAGUACGUGUGCAACGGCACCAGCUCAGAGGGCUCUGGCCAGGUGGUCAUCACGCUGCGCGUGCGCAACCGCUUCGCCGCCCUCUGGCCCUUCCUGGGCAUCGUGGCCGAGGUGCUCGUGCUGGUCACCAUCAUCUUCAUCUACGAGAAGCGGCGGAAGCCAGACGAGGUCCUAGACGAUGAGGACGCCGGCUCUGCUCCACUGAAGAGCAGCGGGCACCACGUGAACGACAAAGACAAGAACGUUCGCCAGAGGAACUCCAGCUGAGAGAAGGUCCAGGUGGAGCCGCGGUGCCAAGCAUCCUGCCGUGAGAAGCCAGUGCUGUGGGGUCACUGCAGGUCUGAGCACGUGGCCGCCCUGGGAAGAGGGUGUCAGCUGCUCUUCUCAGAGCAGGAGCCGCUGUGAUGGGCCUCUCUCCCCACCCCACCUUCCUACUCCCCAAUAAAGUCUGACCCCUCAUA
Molecule: messenger RNA, 1096 nt
Organism: Globicephala melas (long-finned pilot whale)
Lineage: Eukaryota; Metazoa; Chordata; Mammalia; Artiodactyla; Delphinidae
Gene: BSG
Product: basigin (Ok blood group)
Biological process (GO): axon guidance; homophilic cell-cell adhesion; dendrite self-avoidance
Cellular component (GO): plasma membrane; axon
Molecular function (GO): cell-cell adhesion mediator activity
Source: RefSeq, a predicted model, not a curated record